CGAGCAGCAGUCCAGCACUCUGAGAUUUCCAUCCAGUGUCAGGUUUCAGAGAGCUCAUCUCUCACUGCUCUUCAGGUUGCCAUUCUUGGGUUCAGGGAACUGACUCAGCAGUGGACUUAACAGCAAGUGUGCUGCAUAAUCUGACAGAGCGCUCACUCAGUGCGUGUCCUUUCUCUCAGCUUUGACUGGAGGCUUGGAACGGAAAAAGCAGAAAAUCUUUUUUGACCCCAACCAUCAUCUGACACCCCGGGGGCAUAGAACCACCGCACGCACUCGGCUGCUCUUUCUUCUUCAUCGAAAUCUCUCAGCGCAUUUGAGCGCAGAUCAUACCGGGAUGUGACCAACCUCCUCCUGGUUCCUGAGCUCAGUGUGUUGGAGUCGAGUCCCGUGCGCUGUUAUUGCUCGGCCAGUCUUUGGCAGCAUGGAGAGCGUGGAGAAGGAGUGCGGCGCUCUGGGCGGGUUAUUCCAAGCGAUCGUCAACGAUAUGAAGAACUCGUACCCAGUGUGGGAGGACUUCGGUGCCAAGGCCACAAAACUACACUCGCAACUGAGGACUACAGUACUGGCGGCAACUGCUUUCCUGGAUGCCUUUCAGAAGGUGGCAGAUAUGGCAACAAACACAAGAGGUGCUACCAGGGACAUCGGUUCUGCUCUGACCCGAAUGUGCAUGCGCCACCGCAGCAUUGAGGCCAAACUGCGACACUUCACCAAUGCUCUUACGGAGAAACUGGUCAUACCACUCCAAGACAAGAUAGAGGAGUGGAAGAAGACAGCUGCUCUUCUAGAUAAAGAUCAUGCCAAAGAAUAUAAACGGUCUCGACAGGAGAUCAAGAAGAAGUCCUCUGAUACUCUGAAGCUGCAGAAAAAGGCCAGGAAAGGUCGAGGAGGGCUGCAGCCUCAGUUGGACAGUGCUAUGCAGGAUGUGAGUGACAUGUACUUGCUGAUGGAGGAGACCGAAAAACAAGCCGUGCGCCGAGCCCUCCUCGAAGAGAGGGGCCGCUUCUGCACCUUCAUUAGUUUUUUGCAGCCUGUAGUGAAUGGAGAGAUUUCUAUGCUGGGAGAAGUAACUCACCUCCAGGCCAUUAUGGAUGAUCUUUCUGUGUUAACCACAGAUCCACAUAAACUGCCAGAGGCCAGUGAACAGGUUAUCCUGGACUUGAAGGGUUCUGACUACAGCUGGUCCUACCAGACUCCCCCCUCCUCCCCCAGCAGUACUGGCUCGAGAAAGAGCAGCCUGUGCAGUUUGGUGCAUCUACCACCAGGUGGCGCUCAUCGCCUGAGCAGCGUCUCCUCUCAUGAUUCUGGAUUCAUCUCUCAUGAUGCCAACAUGUACUCCAAACCUCCUUCUCCCAUGCCAUCAGACAUUACCAGCCAGAAGUCAUCCAGCUCUGCAUCCUCUGAAGCAUCAGAGACAUGUCAGUCUGUUAGCGAGUGUGGCUCUCCCAUAGCAUUUGGCUCGUCCUUCGCUACAUUUCACCUUGCUCACACUCAUAAUGGCUCCAUCAGACCUCUUCCCUUUAUGUCCUAUAAUCAUUCCCCUGGAUCACACUCCCCCUCACCCACAACCAAAGUUCAUCACUGGAAGCAGCAGGACUGGUCUAAAAUAUCUCACUACGAGCAGCAAGGGGUGGCACUGCAGCGCAGGAGUGAAGCUGUGGAAUCCCCUACUGGAGCGAGAGGGUCUCUGCACCCCGAGGACCCGUACAGGACUAGAGUGAAUCCUACAAACAUCAGUGCCAAGCAUGGGAAACCGAUGAUGUCUGCAGCCAGUGAGCUUGCCAUGGUUCUGACACGUGGUCUGAGUAUGGAGCAGCAGAAGAGCAGCUGUGACUCCCUGCAGUAUUCGAGCGGAUACAGCACACAGAACACCACUCCAUCUUGCUCUGAGGAUACCAUCCCCUCACAUGUUUCCGACUAUGACAGCUACUCAAUGAACGGCGAUGUCGACUGUGAUGCUCAGUCAGACUUUGACAAAUCUUCUACUGUCCCUCGGAACAGCAAUCUGGCCCAGAAUUACCGUCGCAUGAUCCAGACCAAGAGACCUGCAAGCACCGCAGGGCUUCCUGGAGGUGUUGGGGCCCAUGGUAUGCCUGGAUCCAAUGGCAAAGGAGGAGGAGGAGUCAUAUCAUCUGGGACAGCCACCAUUCGUCGGACCCCAUCCUCCAAAACUGGCGUGAGACGCACCCCGUCUAACGUGGGUCCAAUCCCCAUCCGUCCUCCCAUCAUCCCAGUGAAGACACCAACUGUUCCAGACUCUCCUGGUUUCCCCAGCCCUCCCCCAGAGCACAAUGGCAGUGAGGAAAGCUUGUACACUGAGGAACCUCUGGAGAACCUGGAGUUCAAAGCUUCACCAAAGCGGAUGAGCCUGCCUAACCAAGUGGCUUGGAGCACAGGCACUGGGAUGCGAGUCCAUGUCCAGCAGCCUGGAACUAUACCUCUCAGCACAGAGGAGGACCAGCUUCUGGCUGCUAACCGCCACAGCCUGGUGGAGAAGAUUGGUGAGCUGGUGGCUAGCGCCCAUGCUCUUGGAGAUGGCCAGUUCCCAUUUCCUACAGAUGCCCAGGCUGGUCUAGGAUGCCAACAGGACCCAGCACCCCAAUCAGAAGGUGAUGACAUUUUGAAGUGCAUCCGUAGAGGAGUGCGUCUCAGGAAAACCAUCUGUAAUGACAGGUCAGCACCCAGGAUCAUGCGAUAGCUUUACUGAGAUCUCAGUGAAAAUUCUGCACAAAGAAGAAUGCUUAUAUGUAUAUUAAACUACUAAAAAGGAAUUAUGCAACUUAAAUUACAAACAACUGCUGUCUAACAAAGGCAGGCCAGUGCGAUGUUAUGUGUAAAUGGACAAAGUUUCUGUAUGGACUAUGGUAAAUGGUAGGAAUACUACCAUCUAUUGGAAAAACAAACUAUAAUGAAUUUACAGCUCAAAAGAUGAGAAUAUGUUUAAAGUACAUAUUAACAUUCUAGUUAUGUCUGGUAUCCUUUUGGAGUUUUGAUUUGUAAUUACUAUGUUAAUCAUAUGUUAAUCAACUGUAAUGGACGUACGGUAAAGUGAGUUUGACGACUUUCAUUUCUCCUUAGGUAAUGGCUUUGUAAAAAAAAAAAACCCACACCAAAACAAAAAAACCCCAAAGUGUCUUCUUGUUGAUUAAAAAGCUGUUGUGUUGAACAGCACCAACAUUAGCCUACUCACACUCAGAGGGACCACAUGAACAAAGUACUGUAUAUAUUGUAAACUGCCAAAUAAAACUCCCCAAGUGUACCACA
This is a messenger RNA of Neoarius graeffei (lesser salmon catfish), 3261 nucleotides long. It is a transcript of the gene mtss1la, whose product is annotated as MTSS I-BAR domain containing 2a. Gene Ontology annotation, biological process: plasma membrane organization; cell projection assembly. Gene Ontology annotation, molecular function: actin binding; phospholipid binding. Gene Ontology annotation, cellular component: actin cytoskeleton; cytoplasmic side of plasma membrane. NCBI's taxonomy places the organism in Eukaryota, Metazoa, Chordata, Actinopteri, Siluriformes, Ariidae. Bases 422 to 2695 code for a protein of 757 amino acids. The transcript has 15 exons. The record is from RefSeq and is a predicted model, not a curated record.